Hibiscus syriacus is the source of this 493-nucleotide messenger RNA. RefSeq names its product transmembrane protein 258-like. The record is from RefSeq and is a predicted model, not a curated record. Bases 139 to 375 code for a protein of 78 amino acids. Gene Ontology annotation, biological process: protein N-linked glycosylation. Gene Ontology annotation, cellular component: membrane-bounded organelle. NCBI's taxonomy places the organism in Eukaryota, Viridiplantae, Streptophyta, Magnoliopsida, Malvales, Malvaceae. The transcript is spliced from 4 exons.
AUCCUAAAUACCAAUACAGGUAAAGACUCGCUGGCUUCAUACUACGUAGUCUCAUAAAACUCGGAACCUCUUAAUCGCGCGUCAUUCCCACUCUCUUCGAUCAAACUCCAGAAUCCAAAGCGAAGCGACAAAAGAUCGAUGGCUCCUCCUGUAAAGCCAAUAACGAGCCCGGUGCCUGAUGCAUGGUACCCAACCCUAGCCGUCUUCAUGCUUGUCAUUGGUCUUGUCCUCGCCGCUUCCUUCUUCAUCUACGAAGCAACUUCUUCUAAACGAAAUCGCUGCCUUGCAAAGGAGCUCACCACAGGGGGAGUGGCAUCUGUCUUCCUGGGAUUUGGGUCAUUGUUUUUGUUACUUUCAGCAGGUGUUUAUGUAUGAUUUUAAUAUUUUCAAACCAUUUUAUUAAUUUGGUGAACAGAAUGGAGCAUCACGGAAUUGACAUCGUUACUUACAGACAAUUUUGUUAUUAAUCAGAUAAAAAGAUAGUAUAUAUGAC